ACACUGGUAGGGUGGAGCACACUAAACACAUUUGUAUAUGUGCAUGAGUGUGCAGGGCAUGGCUGAGUCAACCUGCCAUAGGUAAAUAAAUUGGCUUUUCAUUCUGGUUCAAGAUACAACAUGUGCACAAGGAAAGGUGAGAAGUAGAGAGAUGGCUAGCCUGUCUUUUCUGGCAAACAUAUGUAAUAAGGCAAACUUGACUUUGGGUCAGUGUGUGCGAAUAAAUGUGUGUGUCUGUAUCUAUGGGGACGUUUGUCAUUAUUUCUCAUGGAGCCACACCCCUAACAUAUUUUUGUUCCCAUUUAUGCACAGUUCAUAAUCUGCCUUGUAUCAUAAACACCGUCUUUUUGAUCCCUGUGGUCACGGAAUUCAAGUCAUCAAAGAAAGCAUCUCAGUGAAAAUCAUUGGGCUGGCCAUUUGGGAAUGAUCAAACAUUUCAAGUAAUUUGAGGAACUGUAGUCAACAUGAUAAAAUACUUGAGAUUCCACACAAAGUCGAACAGUCUAAGGACAUGUUUCCUUUGGCAUGGCUCCAAGAAGAAUGGCCAGAAGGAAGGGCUGGAACAAACAUGUGCUUUCUAGACACAGGGAUCAAUAGAUGUCUUAUCCAGAAGAAAGUCAUUAUGGUGGUGAUGGUGGUGGGCACGCUGUGGAGCAGCAGCUGAUGACAGGAACAUGUCAGACACAGAUGCCUGGCAGAGACAUGGAGCUGUGUGUUGCUCUGCAUCCUCCCGCUGGGUUACAUCUUUGACCUUGUCUCCUGGAGGUGGCCUAUGUGAGCUGUACUGCAGCGAUCAAGCGGCCAGGCAGGCAGAUGGAUCAACAGAUUGGGUGGUGCUGCCCAUGACAGAUUGCCAAAUCGAGGGGGGUUGGAUGAGCCAGAGAUGUCGGCCGUGGUGCAGCAGACGCCCAAGUUGCGGGUCAGCGAGGUCUGGGCACUCUACGGAGGGGAGCUGGAAUACUGCCUGGGUGGCGAGGACGGAGAGGAGCAGGAAGCAGAGUACUUUGAUCGGCAUUCUGAGUGCAGUGAUGGGCAAGCCUCUGUCGGUGAGCACCACACUCCAUCUGCCCCAUGUGAGUAUGAGCUGGUCAGUCGGCACGCACAGGGUCUGGCCUGCCUCUCCAACCAAGACUACUACUCUCAGCUGGAGGCCCUGAAGAGAAUGCACCUGCAGAACAUAGCCGAACUGGAGGUCCUGUACCUGAAUGAGCUGACGGCCAGCAAGGGCAAAGCGUCUCAGGGGACACAGGUGGACGAUAAGGAUGAGAUGGACAGUGCUCAGGAAGAGAAUGAGUCUUUGCCAGCUGGGCGAGAGACCAGCACGAUCUCCAAACAGGACUUAAAGCUUGAGCAGAAGUCGGUCAGUGAGACAGACACACCUGGGAGCCAGGGGAUGGAGGGAGAGCAGAAGAAGAGGGAGGAGGAGGAGAAGGAGGAGAGAGCCAGCGGACAGAGCAGCGCAGAUGCCACCAAUGAGGCUCAGAGUUUAAAGCCUCCGGUGCAACUGGAGCCCUCGGUCGUCUCUAAGGCAACUCGUGCUGCCUCAAAGGACCGUUCGAGGGCUCCCAGCAGACGAUCCUCGUGGACGGAGCGUUCCGGAAGGCGUGCCAGCAGGCCAGUGACGGUACCCAAACCGUUCCAGAUGAUGCUCCGCGAGGCUGACAAGAAGCGGCGCAACGUGAAGACACGCUCGGAGGUGGUGCUGGAGAACGCGCUGCUGCGCCGCGAGCUGGAGGAGAUGCGCGAGUGCCGGCGGCAGUUCCGCGCCACACCCGCCCCGCCGCGCUCUCGCAGUGUCGGCCGCAGUGCCGCAGGGCGCAGGGGCCGAACGACCUCUCUGGACCGCGUCUCCGAAUCGAGCGCUGGCGGCAGCAGCAGCGCCAGUGGCAGGAGCCGCAACACCUCGCCGCAGCCCUUCAGCUUCAUCGAGCGCGAGCGCAAGAAGAGGGAGCGCAAGCUGGAGGAGGCGCUCCGCAGCGGCGCGGGCUCCCGCGAGGAGCGCUGGGUCUUCAAGGCGCGGCCCCUGCCCCGCAUCUACCGGGCCUGCUCCGAGGACUACCAGCUGCUCGGGGCAGUGGAGAUGCACAGCAGAGACCAGGAGCAGCAGCAGCAGCAGCAGCAGCACCGUGGGCCUCCGGCCAGCAGAGGGCUCCAAAAGCAUGCAGGGAGAGUGCUGGAGAGGGAGAAAGGGAGCAUGGAAGUGGAUGUGGACACGGAGACAUCUGAGGAGAAACCAGAGGGCCGAGAAGACGAAGCGGAGUCCGUGGACGGACCGGAGAGGCCGAUACUAGACAACGCCAACUGGACGCUGAGAAGGAAGCCGUCGCUGGUGGGUAAGGGACUGCAGCUGGAGGGGGAGACCGGCAGGGGAGUGCGGAGGGGCAGGGAGAGGGAGUGGUCCUACAUCCAGCCCAUCCAGCGCACCUGCAUCAGCCUGAACCUGGCCUCCUCCUUCUCCGUCAGCCACGAGCGGAUGCUGGCUGGCAAGAGCCACUACAUCAGUGUGUGA
Alosa sapidissima (American shad) is the source of this 2509-nucleotide messenger RNA. Its product is annotated as protein FAM161A-like. Gene Ontology annotation, biological process: cilium organization. The transcript has 6 exons. Gene Ontology annotation, cellular component: cilium. The coding region runs from base 884 to 2509 and encodes 541 amino acids. The record is from RefSeq and is a predicted model, not a curated record. Lineage: Eukaryota; Metazoa; Chordata; Actinopteri; Clupeiformes; Clupeidae.